ACCUGUUAUUUGUGGAGUUUGUUGGAUUUUGCUCUGGUUUUGUCCAAAUCUGGCCACAUGGUGUGCUGGUCCCUGGCCUUCCAGGAGGUUCUCUCAUGCGAGUCGUUACCCGUUGCUGUCCCUGGCUGGCCCUGGCAUCCUGACUGAAGCUUGGCAGGGCGCCUUUCAUCUUCUCAGCCUCUACAGAACAGAAAAUAGAAACUGGCCAUUGGAGCACCCUUGUUUCUUCUUCUAUUUUUGUAAAUUUGCACUGCAGGGUGACUUCCGGUCCCGACUUCCUCAAACAUCUGAGGAAUUCACCUCUUCACUCUGAGGUAAAUGCUUUUUUUGGUGAGAGAACAUCUCAGAUUACAGUCCCUGGCCUUGUCCUCAUGCUGCUGAAGCUCUUGCUGUUGCUCUGUGGUCAGCCCUGUGAACCAACAGCGCUGCUUUUGACAGUCAGCCCUCCUCGGCCCAUAGAGGAGAACUCAAUGACCCUGACCUGUAAGACCCAACUCCCUCUACAGAAGUUAGAUGUCCUGCUCCAGUUCUUCUUCUUCAAAGAUGGCUCUGCCCUGGGGCUGAGCUGGAACAACUCCUCGGAGCUCCAGAUUACUGCCCUGAAGAGGAAAGAUUCAGGGUCCUACUGGUGUGAAGCUCAGGCAGAGGGACAUAAAGUCAUACGGAGCAGGAGAGUCCAGAUAGAUGUGUGGGGAGUCCCUGUCUACAAUGUGAGCUUGGCGACACAGCCCCCAGGGGGCCAUGUGAUGGAGGGAGAGAAGCUGUCUCUUGUCUGCAUGGCCGCGGGAGGGACAGGAGACAUCACCUUCCGGUGGUACCGAGGGGCCCUGGGGUCAAACCUGGGAGCCAAGACCCAGCACUCCCUGACGGCGGAGUUUGAGAUUCCUGCGGUGAGCGAACAGGACGCCGAGGCCUAUUACUGCGCAGCGGACAAUGGCUACGGCCCCAGCCUCAGUGGGCUCGUGAGCAUCGCUGUCAGAAUUCCAGUGUCUCAGCCUGUCCUCACCUUCAAGGCUCCGGGGGCCCAGCAGGUGGUGGGGGAUGUGGUGGAGCUGCACUGCGAGGCCAGGAGCGGCUCUCCUCCCAUCCUGUACCAGUUUUACCUCGAGGAUGUCCCUCUGGGGAACAGCUCAGCCCCCUUCGGGGGAGGAGCCUCCUUGAACCUCUCUUUGACCUCAGAACAUCGUGGGAACUACUCCUGUGAGGCCGACAAUGGCCGGCGAGCCCAGCGCAGUGAGGCGGUGCCCCUCUACGUCACAGUGCCUGCAGAGGACAGAGAAAACCCUGCUUCACCCAUCCUUGAGGGGCUGCUUGGCGGCCUUGGUCUCACCACUAUGGCCCUACUCUUUUGCUGUUGGCUCAAGAGAAAAGCAGGAAGACGUCCAGCCAAGGACCCACCCAGGAGCCCUCCCAGCCCUCCACCCCGAGAAUUCACCUACGUGAACGCAACGGCUCCAGUGCAGCAGCAGCCGAUAUAUGGAAACGUGAAUGUUGUCAGUGGAGGUGAGGUUUACUCCCUGGUGUACCAUAUGCAACAGGAGCGGCGAUCAGCGCCAGCACCCGACACAGCCGCCCAGUUGCUACUGUUGUCCUACCUGGUACACGGUGGGCCCGGAAAUGCUGGCGGAUUACCAUCCCUGAGGACACAGAUGCAGGAUAAGGACCCCUCAGCCAUCUACUCUGGAGUGAAAACCGCAAGCAGUUCAGAUGAUGACUACGAGGAUGCUAUUUAA
Molecule: messenger RNA, 1733 nt
Organism: Myotis brandtii (Brandt's bat)
Lineage: Eukaryota; Metazoa; Chordata; Mammalia; Chiroptera; Vespertilionidae
Product: Fc receptor-like protein 1
Exons: 12
Coding region: 372-1733 (453 amino acids)
Biological process (GO): cell surface receptor signaling pathway
Molecular function (GO): transmembrane signaling receptor activity
Source: RefSeq, a predicted model, not a curated record